CCCACGAUGCCGCAGCUGGAACCGACGGGGGGGGACGACCUGGGGGCCCCCGACGAGCUCAUCGCCUUCCAGGACGAGGGCGAGGAGCAGGACAAGGGCGCGGGGCGCGGCUCGGCCCACGGGGACCUGGACGAGCUCAAGUCCUCGCUGGUCAGCGAAACCGAGAACCGCGGGGGCCCCGGCCCCGGGGGCGGCCCCGGCCCCGAGGCGGAGCGGCCCCCGCCGCCCCGGGAAAGUUUCCAGAAGCCGCGGGACUCUCUGGCAGAAGUGGUCAGACGACAACAAGAUGGGGUUUUUUUUAAGGGCCCCCCCUAUCCUGGCUACCCCUUCCUGAUGCUCCCCGAGUUGGGUAGCCCCUACCUCGCCAACGGAGCCCUCUCCCCCGCCUCCCGAAAUGGCCUCGAAAUGAGAAUCAGCCUUUUAUCCCCCAAACCUUCCCCCGCUGCUGCCUCUCUGCCUGUCCCGUCCCCAUCCCCUCCCCAUCCCCUCUCCAACAAGGUCCCGGUGGUGCAGCACGGCCAUCACAUGCACCCGCUGACGCCGCUCAUCACCUACAGCAACGACCCCUUCCCGCCGGGGUCCCCGCCUGGCCACCUCUCCCCGGAGAUCGACCCCAAGACGGGGAUCCCGCGGCCGCCGCACCCCCCCGAGCUGCCCCCCUACUACCCGCUGUCCCCCGGAGCUGUGGGGCAGCUCCCACACCCCCUGGGCUGGCUCGUGCCACAGCAAGGACAGCCCGUGUACUCCAUCCCUCCCGGUGGCUUCCGGCACCCGUAUCCCGCCCUCGCCAUGAAUGCCUCCAUGUCCAGUUUGAUGUCCAGCCGCUUCUCCCCACACAUGGUCCCACCGCCCACCCACGGGCUGCACCCCUCGGGCAUCCCACACCCCACCAUUGUCUCACCCAUCGUCAAGCAGGAGCCCACCCAGCCCAGCGCCAGCCCUGGAGGCAGCUCGAAAUCCCCUGUGGCAGUGAAGAAGGAGGAGGAGAAGAAGCCCCACAUCAAGAAGCCGCUCAACGCCUUCAUGCUGUACAUGAAGGAGAUGAGGGCCAAGGUGGUGGCUGAGUGCACGCUGAAGGAGAGCGCUGCCAUCAACCAGAUCCUGGGCCGGCGGUGGCACUCGCUGUCGCGGGAGGAACAGGCCAAGUACUACGAGCUGGCGCGGAAGGAGCGGCAGCUGCACUCGCAGCUCUACCCGACCUGGUCGGCGCGGGACAACUACGGCAAGAAAAAGAAGCGGAAGCGCGAGAAGCUGGUGCAGCAGCAGAGCCACGACACGGACAGCUCCCUGCCCUCCAAGAGCAAGAAGCCGUGCGUGCCAUACCUGCCACCUGAGAAGCCGUGUGCCAGCCCGGCCUCGUCCCAUGGCAGCAUGCUGGACUCGCCCGCCACACCCUCGGCCGCGCUGGCCUCGCCCGCCGCGCCGGCCCCCACCCACUCGGAACAGGCCCAGCCGCUCUCGCUCACCACCAAGCCAGAGGCCAGGGCUCAGCUCGCUGUGCAUUCCACCGUCCUCUCCAGCAAAGCCUCCUCCUCUUCCUCCUCCUCCUCCUCCUCCUCCUCCUCCUCCUCCUCCAGCCUCAGCGGCCCACCCUCGCUCCUUUCCAGACCCAUCCCCUUCCCCUCAGUGCCCCCCACGGCUCUCCUCUCCUCGCCCUCUGCCUCUAUCCCGGCUGCCUUGGCCGUGCUGCAGACGCAGCCCCUUUCCCUCGUCACCAAACCUGCUGACUAAGGGAAAAACCUCAUCCCCCCUCAUCCCCUUCACCCGUCCCUUCCCCGCUGUACAUUGCAGAAGCCACAAUCAAGAUUCAAAUGCAGCCAAAACCAUUAUUGGUCAAUAUUUGACCCUUUCUGAACUUUUUGGAAGCAGACUCUGGAGGAAGGUGCUUUCUACUCAGAGCUGCUGCCAGCAGUCGACCUAAAGACUGUUUUUAUUAAAAAAAUGGAAAAAAAGGAAAAAAAAAUUAAAUAGACCCUCCACAAGCUGCCGACGAUGGGAAUCUCCGUGGGAUGAGCCAAUUGCCCGUUGCUGCUGUGGGGCACAGGGAUGGCACUGGCACGGUGAUGCCAGCACUGAACACGAUGAGUGCUGUGCUGGAGCUGGCAUUCCGUCCUGGAUCCAAGAGCAGGAAUGCCUCUACCUGCUCCUGAACCCUCCCAUCCUGUGGCUCUGCUCUCAUCCCCGGCUCCCACCUUCGCUCUGUCCUGGCAAGGAGCUGGAUCCUGUCCUGGGGGUGCUGCUCCAUCGGUGCUGCUUCUGCCUGCGGUCGUGCCGGGGUGGGCAGGGUCUGGGGCUGAGCCCUGGGGGGGUUGUGUUUUUAUCACCUCGAAAUCCUGUUAUUUUUCACAAAAGGAAAUAAAAC
Molecule: messenger RNA, 2362 nt
Organism: Corapipo altera (White-ruffed manakin)
Lineage: Eukaryota; Metazoa; Chordata; Aves; Passeriformes; Pipridae
Gene: TCF7L1
Product: transcription factor 7 like 1
Exons: 12
Coding region: 7-1731 (574 amino acids)
Biological process (GO): canonical Wnt signaling pathway; regulation of transcription by RNA polymerase II
Cellular component (GO): beta-catenin-TCF complex
Molecular function (GO): RNA polymerase II cis-regulatory region sequence-specific DNA binding; DNA-binding transcription factor activity, RNA polymerase II-specific
Source: RefSeq, a predicted model, not a curated record